AAUUAACACAAGAAUUCGUGCAAUCGUUAUUUAUUAUUUGCCAGGUAUUUAAAUUUAGUGACAACGUGAUAAUUUUAUUUUUGGUGCGUUACCAAACACGUCAUGAUCUUUCAGUAGUUUUUCAUUUUUGAACUAAAGGGGGCCAAAAAGUAGUUUUUAACAGUUUAAAAAAAUGCCGAUUAGCCGGCUUGACGUGUUUUACCGCAAAAUACUGUUAUCAAAGUGCUUCACCAAGGGAUGGGGCGAUCCUGAGAAUUUGAUGGAAUUGUUUAAUUUUCGUAAACUCGUCUCAAAUCGCAACGCCUGUUAUGAAUUAUUACCAAAAGACUAUCCGGUAGACAUAAUCAACGUGCAGCGGUUCACCGACUUCCAGAUACUCGAGGGUAGAUUAUGGACCCCCUUUCGCAUGUUUCUACCGUCGCUGCUUGUGCCAGAAAUUCAGCAAGUUUAUUUUCAAAUGAUACUGCCCCGAAAAUGGCCCUCGAGUGACUACAGACCUUUGUGUAUUCACCUCGCGGGGACCGGCGAUCAUUAUUUCUGGCGCCGCCGGAAUUUCAUGGCAAAGCCGCUGCUUCAAGCCGGGAUUGGGUCCCUAAUCGUGGAGAACCCCUACUACGGCACCAGGAAGCCCAAGGACCAGCUGCGCUCGAGCCUCCACUACGUCUCCGAUAUUUUCGUGAUGGGCGGGUGCCUGAUUCUGGAGACGCUGGCGCUUUUGAACUGGUGCGAGCAGAUCGGGUUCGGCCCCCUGGGGGUGUCGGGCAUUUCGAUGGGCGGACAUAUGGCUUCCUUGGCGGCCUCUAACUGGCCAAAGCCCUUAGUGCUUGUUCCUUGCUUGUCAUGGUCGACUGCCUCCUCGGUUUUUACAGAGGGAGUUAUGAGUGAAUCUAUUGAUUGGGACAUGCUGCAAAAGCAGUUGUUUUCAAACAAAAUUUACUGUGAUACUUUGUCAAAGUCGUGUAAAAUUGUUGAUAGUCCGUUUGCAUGCACUUUAAGUAGAAUCCCAGAGUAUGGGUUGACGUCCUUGUUGGAGCAAAAAAGUGACGCUGGAUACAUUUCUCCGUACGAAAUGAUGAAUCUGCUGGAUUCGAGCAACUGUCCUGCCAUUUCUUAUAAGCAUUCUAGUCAGAACGUUAAAGUAGAGUCUAGUGAAUACUCAGUGAUGAAUUUGCCGAUUUUUAACUUUAGUCGCGAGAUAACGGAUAUGAGAAAGCGCGAUAAAGAGGCGAUUUGGUUUAUGAGGGGGAUGAUGGAUGAGUUCACACACUUGAAAAAUUUCUCGGUGCCUUAUGAGCCGUCGCUUAUCAUAGCCGUCUGCGCUGAGUCUGACGGGUAUGUUCCUCGGGUCGGUAUUUCGAAGCUGGAUGAGAUUUGGCCGGGAGCCACCAUAAAGUAUGUCGAUACCGGACAUGUAGGGGCCUACCUUUGGCAUAGAAAAUUAUUUAGGUUUGUAUCACGUAAACACCUUGAACCAUUUUUUCGGCGCGUGUUUGUCUGUCUUGGCUCCUUGAUCAAUAAAUAAAGCGAGUCUAGUCUAGCCCUUGUAUGGAGGUCACUGACUCAGACGGAUUUUCAAACAAGAAAUCAAGUUCAAGGUCCGCAGACGAAAACGCAUGCUCACGCACGAGCCGAUGUUUAUUGGUUUUUUCAGGGACUGCAUUAUUCAAGCCUUCGAAAGGGCGAAAAAAAUUGCUCCGAAGCCAGGGCCCUAUUUUGAAAACUGAGUUAGUUCGUGCCGUUCCUGUUGUUUUGUUUGUAUUGAUUUUUUAAAAGUUUAACUUUGUACCUGACUGAGGUCUUGUGAUAAUUUUGCUAAAAUAAAGAUUUGUUCAAUGAA
This is a messenger RNA of Tribolium castaneum (red flour beetle), 1837 nucleotides long. RefSeq lists its product as uncharacterized. The record is from RefSeq and is a predicted model, not a curated record. Bases 173 to 1522 code for a protein of 449 amino acids. The transcript has 7 exons. Lineage: Eukaryota; Metazoa; Arthropoda; Insecta; Coleoptera; Tenebrionidae.